AUGAGCACAAGUAAUCCUGCAAAUUCGUCGACAGCAACUCCACAAACUACGCCAGUUGCUAUUGCUGCGCCUAUUCACGAGGUUGAUCUAGAAGAGCCAUCAACGGCUGUCGUAUUACCCGAUUGUCCACCUCCUGCUUAUUCUCCAUCAGAAAAUGCGUCCAAUCAAGUUGAAACUAUUUCAUCGUCAACAUCACAUGCAGAAGCUCCACCGCCGUAUUGUUUAAUUGAUCCGAGUAAAAUACAUACUCAUUAUCAACAUCAUCCGAAUAUAACAUCACCGGAAAUUAUUGACUUAGAUACCAGUGAUACAUCUCAACGACAACAAGCUGCAAUUUCAGCAUGGCUUACCAGUGGUAGUAAUAUGGAUAUUGGCACAGAUUGUACGUUUUUAAUGGCCUUUAUUGUGAGCUUUUUCUUCAAUUGGCUCGGAUUCUUGGCUGUUGUCUGUCUCAUACCUACGAUUUCAGCUCGUUUCGGAGCCAUGAGCGGUUUUGGUCUCUCGAUGGCAAAAUGGAUUACUGUUAUGAGAUACCACGAUUUUAAAAAUGGUAUUCGAGAUCCAGCACAAAAUUUUGUUUUUGCAAUUGUUCUAUUUGCUGGAUUUUUUCUCUUCGUCCGUGGUCUCAUAUCAUAUAUUGCAGUUAAAAAUCGUGCUAAUCGUGCUGGUCAAACUGCUGAAAUAUUCACGUGGUACUAA
Molecule: messenger RNA, 699 nt
Organism: Didymodactylos carnosus
Lineage: Eukaryota; Metazoa; Rotifera; Eurotatoria; Philodinida; Philodinidae
Source: the annotation of a GenBank genome assembly